AUGGCUUUGUUCAAUAUUCUGUGUGAAAAUAAAGCAACUUACGAAUACCAGUAUACUCUGGCACUGCACAACGGUAAGUGCAGAGAUUCUAAUAUCUUAACAUCUAAAUUCCUGUCACAUAAGAGCAACGAUACUUAUGAUAAACUGUUAGACGCCAUGCUAAGAGACAUUUUAUUAGUUAAAAAUAAAACAGUUGCCAAUCUUUCUUAUUAAUUUUGUACUGGUACUCAAAAUAUGUCACAGUCAGUGGAUCAUGUCUAAUAUCAUUCCAUAGGUAAAGAAGGCUAUGAAGUAAGACUAAAGCUUGCCUUGGGCACACCUUUCAAGAAAUCGAUGAUUUAAAAGCAGAAGGAAUGUCAAUUGAUGGGGAACACUUUGAUGUUGAGUGGUAAACAAAACCCUCAGAUGCUAACAAAUAAUGACCUUAAAGGUGUUUACUGGUUAAUUCAUUUUUAAUAAUUUGUUUAUUAACAGGUAUUGUUCCGACUGGAAGUUUUUGGCCCUUUUUUAUGGACUAAAUGGAGCUAGCUCUAAAUACUUUAGUAUUUGGUGUUAUUGCUGCAAGGACCAAAUCAACAACCUUGAUAGUAAGUAGGGAGAAUUUCUACUUGAAAUUUUGUAUUUUAAUUUAAUUUUCAUCACAGAGCCAAUAACAACCAAGUCGAUAAUAGAAAUAUAUUAUGUGAAUAUUUUCCAGUUGAUGACUGGCCAAUCAAAAGAAAGCUAUCGGAGUGCACUGGGUUGUGCCAGCGAUCCACCACGGCUGCAAGGAAAGGCUGCACAAUGCCUCCGCUUCUUAACAUCCCUUUUGAGUUUGUUGUGGUGGAUACAUUACAUUUAUUUUUAAGAAUAAUAGGACUGCUAUUCCAUCAGGUGAACCUACAAGCAUCAUAUAAAGAAAUGCCAUUUUCUCAUGCAAACCCUUUUGAAAUUUUUGAAUGAGGGAACAGACACUUAUUAAUGUUGUGUUAUUUAUUGUCUCAAUAUAGGUUGUUAAGGUUGUUGCCAACAACGAUUGCCCUGACGUUCUGACAAAAGAAAUGGAGAGAAUUCAGGUACAAUUCAAGUUUUAUGAAGAGUACAACAAACUGGCAGAAAAAAAAACAAAG
Molecule: messenger RNA, 1109 nt
Organism: Pocillopora meandrina
Lineage: Eukaryota; Metazoa; Cnidaria; Anthozoa; Scleractinia; Pocilloporidae
Source: the annotation of a GenBank genome assembly